UUUGAGGGAAAAUCCAAACAAAGUCGACGGUGAACCCUUCCCCUCUUGGCCUCCUUCUUCCCGAGAUGCAUCCGCCAUUGAAACUCCGUUGAUCUCUCUUUGAUUCCCUAAAUUCUUCACUCUUCCCUUCUCUUCUAUAUCGAAACACUCCUCUUCGCCUUCACAAAACCGUGCUUCCGAAUCAGAAGCAUUCGCUUCCUUUACAGUUCCAAAUCGAAAUCUCCCUUCUGAGAUUCCAUGGCGGUUUGGCGUAUAAUCACUCGUUCGUACCUCAAGUACGCAUCAACACAACUAACCAGGAGCUACAGCCAAGUAUGUCUUGCUACCUCCCUCACUCACGCCGUGAAGCAGACAAAGUUGUCUUCUUUCGACAUCCCAAAUUCAGACAUCUCUAGAAAGCCUUCUAAUCUCUUCGAAACUGUCAGGUUGUUUGCCACGUCAGCUCAGAGAAGGAAGCAAGAAGAGGAAGUUGAAUCUGAUGGUCCACGUCUUAAUGAGAAGAUUACUGCCGACACUGUUAGAUUGGUUUCAGCGGAAGGACACUGCAUUGUAUCAUUGAAGGAAGCACUCAGACGGGCUAAGGAGCUCAAGCAUGACUUAGUUGAGGUCCAGAGAGAUGCUAACCCGCCAGUGUGUAAAAUUGCAGACUACGCCCAUGAGAAGUACAAAAAGGCUCAAGUAGGAAAGGAGCGUGCUAAGGCCAAGCGUGCUGAAGUAACCAUUCGACCUGAGGUCAAGGAAAUUCGAUUUACUCCAAAGAUUGAUGCAAAGGACUUAGAGUUCAAAGCAAAACAAGCAACGAAACUUAUGGAAAGUGGAUACCGUGUGAAGUGCCAUGCAGUUCCUGACAAGGACAAGAAGAAGGAGCUUGAACCAGAGAAGCUGCUUGAGUUAUUAUCUCGCUUCACUUGUUAUAUUGGGGAUGCACUAGUGGAGUUUGGGCCAGAGGCGGAUAAAGGGAACGCCGUUGUGGUAGUUAGACACGCCAUGUUUGGACCGCCCAAGAAAGGAAAGGCGAUUAAACUGAAGGAUAUGAACAUAAAAACUGCAGCCAGAAUAAAAGAUGAUUCACCAAAGCUUGAUAGCUCAGAAGCUGAUGAUGAUGAUCAGGGAGUAGUUAUAGAGACACCUGAACCAGUUAAACUCCAGAACAGGUAUGCAAAAGGUGAACCGAGCAAUGACUUCUCAGGAGGUAGAGAUGCAAACCGGUUUGAACCUCAGGCUCCAGAACGUCCUCGGUUCCAAAACCAACAACCCAAUGGGCGGUUCGAUCCUCAGUCUCAAAACCAGCCUCCAGGUCCACCACGGCCUCGGUUCCCUAACCAACAACAACCUACUGGGAGGUUUGAUCCUCAGUCUCCUAACCAGCCUCCAAGUCAAACACACCCUCGGUUCCCAAACCAACAACAUGCUGGGCGGUUUGAUCCUCAGUCUCCAAGCCAGCCUCCAAGCCUGCCUCCCAGUCCACAACGGCCUCGCUUCCCAGACCAAGCUCCAAAUCAGCAACCUCCUGGGCCAUCUCCACCUCGAUUCCAAAACCAGUAUCCAAAUCAACAAGCUACAGGUCGGUUUGGAGUCCAGCCACCAAAGCCGCCUCCCCGAGCUCCACCACCACCACGUCCACCAACCCGGUUGCCAAAUGAAACUUCGAACCAACAACCUGCAGCUCCUGGAAGAGCUACGGGUGAGGCUCCUAGUUAUGGGAUUUUCAGCACCUCAAAUACGAAGUAGGACCAGCCUAUUUAAAAGAAACCCGUAGGAUUUGAAUCUUUGUGAUGCUUUCCUUGGGACUCAUUAUUUUAUGUAUAACUAAUAGUCCAAUAAUGCAUACACUUGUACCUCUCAUUCAAUUUGUUUUGGUCAUCUUUGAACAAGAAAGCUUGGAACCAUUUGAUUCCAUAUAAAAUAUAAUGAGUCACUUUUA
This is a messenger RNA of Raphanus sativus (radish), 1924 nucleotides long. RefSeq names its product translation initiation factor IF3-1, mitochondrial. Gene Ontology annotation, molecular function: ribosome binding; translation initiation factor activity. Gene Ontology annotation, biological process: ribosome disassembly; translational initiation. NCBI's taxonomy places the organism in Eukaryota, Viridiplantae, Streptophyta, Magnoliopsida, Brassicales, Brassicaceae. The record is from RefSeq and is a predicted model, not a curated record. The transcript has 8 exons. Bases 238 to 1731 code for a protein of 497 amino acids.